UGUACGUCAUUUUAACAAUACUGCGAUAAUACUGAUAGUUUUGGUCACUGUAGUUUUAUGUGUGUUCCUGUACUUCUAUAUUUGUGAGGACCAUUGUGAGCAUAGACCUACAGAGUGAGGACAUUUUGUGAGGACACACUUUGUCAAUGGACUGUUUGGGGGUUUAGGUUCGGGAUGUAUUACGUGAAUGAGUGUCAAGGUAUUUGCCUGUAACCCCCUCCCCAUAAAAACACAACACAGAUGUGUGGAUGUAAAAUACAGAAUAAAUUCGAUACAGUAAAAACUAGUGCCAUUAGAGUUUAGUGCUUAAAGAUAUACUGAAAUACAAAAUACAAUAAAAGUGGUAUUUAUUUAUUUAUUUUAUCAAGGGCUCACUUAGAUACAAGUGUGUGGUGUACGUGUUUGUGUGUGUGUGUUGUGUGUUGUGUGGUGUGUGUUGUGUGUUGUGUAGCUGUCAGCUUGGACCAAAGAGGCGGAGGCAGAGGGGGAGGAAGGGGAGAGGAAGACGGGAAUCCGGUGCUUCAGGUCGGUUUGAUUCCCGCUGCGAUGCCUGGACGCUGCUGCUCGGAAAUGCUCCCCGGGUCCCCGGAGCGCAGGAGGCGGAUUCAGCCGGCGGAUGGGCCGCAGCACCGGCGGGGAUCUGGCUGCUGAUCCGCGGCUCGGCUCCACGGAACGGAGGGAUCCGGGAUCCGGGAUCUGGGAUCCGGGAUCUGCAUCACGUCUCGCAGUGCUGGAGGACACUGUGCGCGGCGGUCGGGGGCAUCUAUGCAAUUUAAUUCCGACACUUGAGUUGAUUAUGAGCACCGAGGAGGGAGAGGCGAGGGGGGGCACCGCCAUCACCCACCGCCACACCUGGGAGGAAGAACCGCGCGCCCCCCGAGGACGUCCGCAUGCCGGGGACGAGGACCAGGCGGAGCCGGGAGAGGAGCGAGAGGAGCGGGACGAAGGGGAGGACCGUCGGGAGGACCGGGGCUGCGGGGACACGUUUGGGGGCGACCCGCAGGAAUCCAACCGGGGGGAUUUUUCCAGCGAGGAUGGGGCUGUGGGGGGGGCAGCGUGCAAGACGCAGGCGAUGCAUUCGAACUGCAGCAGUGAGACGUGCAUCCCGACUCCCAGCUGCCGCAUCUGCUUCCAAGGCGCAGAGCAGGGCGACUUGUUGAACCCGUGCCGGUGCGACGGCUCAGUGCGUUACACACACCAGCACUGCCUGCUGAAGUGGAUCAGCGAGCGGGGCUGCUGGACCUGCGAGCUCUGCUGCUAUCGCUUCCACGUCAUCGCCAUCAACAUGAAGAGGCCGUGGCAGUGGCAGUCCAUCACCAUCACCCUGGUGGAGAAGGUGCAGAUCAUUGCCGUGUUCCUGGGUUCCCUCUUUUUGGUGGCCAGCAUCUCCUGGCUGCUGUGGUCGGCUCUCAGCCCGCAGGCCAUCUGGCAGCGCCGCGACGUCCUCUUCCAGAUCUGCUACGGCAUGUACGGCUUCAUGGACCUGGUCUGCGUAGGCUUGAUUGUCCAUGAGGGGGCAGCAGUGUACAACGUCUUCAUGCGCUGGCGAGCCGUAAACCUCCACUGGGACGUCCAGGGUUACGAUAAGGCAAAGGACAUGGAGGAGAUGAGCACGGGUCAUUCCUCAUUGGCCCCCAGGACGCUUUGGUUGCCCCUGGCCACCUUUGGGCCCAAUGGCCCCUUACACUCCACCCAGCUGGGGCCACAGCCGUGGACCUGCCUCUGUUGGGCCCCAUGCUGUCCCGGCCUCGUGCCCCGAAACAACCUCAGCCAGGACGGUGACUCAGGAGAGGUCGUCAUCCGUGUCACAUCGGUGUAACGCCAGGCGGAAUUUAUGCAGGAACAAAACAUCUGAUGGUUCUCACUUGGUCGUAACAAUCUGAGCUUUGCUGGGAUGUAUUUCCCAGAUUCUUUGUGUUACUACAUGAAGUAUUAAAACAGUUUGCUCAGGGGCCGGUCCUCAAAACUAUCUCAACAGUUAAAUGAACCCACAUGUGGUUUAAUCCUUGGUAAAAAUAACACUCCUGGUUAUUGCAUGAACCGCACAUAGGAAAGACGGUGGUGAAGGGGUUGCGGACCUGUCAAUCCCAUCUGAUGACGGUGCAGCCACGUGAGAGUUAAUGAAUACUGUGCACGGUCAACGUAGCACUACAUCCCCUUAAAUUAACUUUUAGGUAAUUGGAAUUUGGUUGAUUCAUAGCAUCCAAUGCUUAUUUACGUGUUGUUGGGAUGAACAGAGCGUUAAGGCUGAUGUGUGCUCAGAAAAACAUCUUUAAGUAUCUUUGAAUAUUCUGGCAGCUCUUUAUUUUACAGGACCUGUUUUUCCUGCAAUUACAAUAGAAAGGAAUUGAUCCAACUGUGAUCUAAUUGGACGAUUUCUUCAAAGAUUUGUAAUCUGGCACCAUGGAGAAAAUGGCGACCAAUUUCCAACAGUUUGAUCUAAAUGUAAGGCUGUGUUCACUUCGUACAUCUGUUCGUAAAUGCAACGCUAACUCAGAACUUAGGCUCUGUUCUCUUUGUAAUCGUUUUGAGAUCAUUUGCAGCACAGGAGCAGGAUCGAAGUCUGAAACAUUCCAGUAAAGAUGUAACACUCAUCAGGAAAUAGCGACGCCAGGACCCUUAAUCAGUCCAACCAGACUCUAGGUUCGAUUUGUGAAGAUUUCCUCUCGGCCGUUUAACAACCAUAGAUCCUAAAUAAAGAUGGACGACGCGUCUCCAGAAAUGAAGCUGAAAUAUCCCUGAUGGAAACGCUGCCAUCUUGUGUUUUUUGACGAGCCAACGAUCGGGGGGGUGGAGCAGCGAUAUGGAGGUCCCGUUGAUGCACGCGCUCAACCAUACGCGAGGCAGUCUCAGCUGUCAAUCAUGGUGUUUUACCCCGUUUUAAUAUCAUCAAAUAACUAAUUAAGACCCAACGUGAACACUUGAAAAUACAUCAAUGUGAUAAUCUUUGAGAAACGUGUGACUUUUUAGUUUGGUCCAUGUGCCGUCUUCUAACAUGGAGGACACAAGGUGUAUGAUACACUAUAGCCACCAGGGGGCUGUCAUGUCCUCCAUUUUGUUUACAGUCUGUGGUCAGAAGCCAAACUCACAGGAAAUUGUCAUAUUUAGUUGGUUUACAUUAAAAUGUUAAAUCUUUGUAGAAACCCGACGAGAACCUUCUGUCACAGGAUCGUCCUUCGUUUGAAUCAUUCAGAAGAACCCAGUGUUUCCCGUCCAGCCUUUGACCAACGAGCCUUCAGGAUUCAGUGAAUGAGGCAGAUUGAGCACAACAGAAACCCCUGAUGUCAGAAGGAGGAUUUAUUUCUUAUCUCUCACCGUCUCUGUUUGCUGGCGUGUCAACAACAGUCUCUGCUGCUGCACAGGAUCAAUCCUCAGAUGAUUUGUGUUAAUGCUGCUGUUGAAACUAGUUGUUUUGAUGUGUCCCCUCUGUUGAGCUUCCAGGAGCCCUGUGCUGUUUCGGGAUGUGUGACGGGUUUUCGGGCUCGGGGAUCGGUUCUUGACUCGAGUCACUGGAUUUGUUCGGUGCCUCAGGAGGCUCGGUGACGACGUUGCCAUGUGCAGCACAGAAACGACUUGAAUGUGACUUUUGCUGUUGGCUGUGUUUCUAUUUCUUUUGAAUGCAACAUGGAUGUAAUGUAUAAAGAAUAUUUGUAUACA
Hippoglossus stenolepis (Pacific halibut) is the source of this 3657-nucleotide messenger RNA. RefSeq names its product membrane-associated ring finger (C3HC4) 11 (gene march11). NCBI's taxonomy places the organism in Eukaryota, Metazoa, Chordata, Actinopteri, Pleuronectiformes, Pleuronectidae. The record is from RefSeq and is a predicted model, not a curated record. Gene Ontology annotation, biological process: protein ubiquitination. The transcript has 4 exons. Bases 617 to 1819 code for a protein of 400 amino acids. Gene Ontology annotation, molecular function: ubiquitin-protein transferase activity; zinc ion binding.